Suillus fuscotomentosus is the source of this 1102-nucleotide messenger RNA. RefSeq names its product UbiA prenyltransferase family-domain-containing protein. The coding region runs from base 1 to 762 and encodes 253 amino acids. The record is from RefSeq and is a predicted model, not a curated record. The transcript is spliced from 4 exons. Gene Ontology annotation, molecular function: transferase activity, transferring alkyl or aryl (other than methyl) groups. Lineage: Eukaryota; Fungi; Basidiomycota; Agaricomycetes; Boletales; Suillaceae. Gene Ontology annotation, cellular component: membrane.
AUGCUGUCUCAAGCCCUGGAGAGUGGUCAUCGUAUCGGUGGGCACAUCGUGACACUAUUUUUGUUCACAAAGUCCGACGUGUUCACAGUUCUUAUCCCAAUCAUGCUGGAUCCAGAGGAGGACCAGAAAAACAAGCCUUAUCGCCCUCUCCCUGCCGGUCGUAUAACUGCCCAAAAUGCGGCGGAUGUACGCUGGCUGCUAGUGCCAGUCUGCCUGAUAUUUUCUGCGAUGUACAGCAUCAAGGCUCUCGCUUGUAGCGCUUGUAUAGAAGCCCUCAGCAUCUGGUACAACAAGUUUGGUGGCGAUAAGACUGGGCUUUCGAAGAACCUAUUGACGGCUAUCGCAUAUACCAAUUUCGAAUUAGGUGCAAUGGCCGUGAUUGGAUCCAGUAUUGAUAACAUUGGAGCAUGUGCAGUCGCCUUCAGCUCUGUAGUGUUUGCAACGAUACUUCAUGCACAAGAUUUCAAAGAUGAGGAGGGAGAUCGAUUGACGGGAAGACCCACUCUUGUCAUUCUGUUCCCUACCUUUGCGCGUAUGUCCAUGAUGAUUGGUAUCCCACUUUGGUCACUCUACCUCAGCAGACUUUGGAAGAUAGAUCUCGUCUGUUCUCUCGCGUUCGUAGCGUACGGAACGAUUGUCGGGGCGAGAUUCAUGGUUUAUAGGACCGCGAGUGCGCACAAACAGUCAUGCAAACUGUAUAGCCUCUGGUUUACCCUUGUGCACUUACUCCCUGGCUAUUGGCGAUUCUUCUACAGCACUUGAAAUUAGAAGCCCAGUGCAAGUUGCACAUGUAAUAAUGUAUUAUAUUACGAAGGAGAUACUUGCAAUAGUAGACUGUAAAGAUGGCUUCGCCUCUAGCGAUGGACACACUGCAUCAGACACUUCAACGAUUCUGACUGUAUGCUUGUUUCCGAUUCUUUGCCUUCAAUAUUCCACAAUCUCACACCUUCGUUUAUAUCCUUCUACUCAUUCACUGCUUUGUUUGAUUAUCGUCUCAUUCGCACUCAUGCGAACGCCUUUCCAUUUCACGUCUCACUACUCGCGCUUUGACAGCGCUUAGAUCUCGUCGCAUGUAAAAACCGCAUGUAUAUCUUCAUAUCUC